GGCGGGCGGGGGUGGAGCCGGAGCCCCAGCCCCAGCGGAGCCCGCAGGCGGAGGCCGCACUCGCGCUGGGAGGCUGCUCGUUGCUCUCGAUUCUCUGCGGAGGGCCCUAGAAAGAGUGUACAAUGAAUGGUGAUACUCGGGCUGCAGUGGUGACCUCACCACCCCCAACCACAGCUCCCCACAAGGAGAGGUACUUCGACAGAGUGGAUGAGAACAAUCCAGAAUACUUGCGGGAGAGGAACAUGGCACCAGAUCUUCGCCAGGACUUCAAUAUGAUGGAACAGAAGAAGAGGGUGUCCAUGAUUCUGCAAAGCCCUGCUUUCUGUGAAGAGUUGGAGUCAAUGAUACAAGAACAAUUUAAAAAGGGGAAGAACCCCACAGGCCUAUUGGCAUUGCAGCAGAUUGCAGAUUUCAUGACCACCAAUGUACCAAAUGUCUACCCAGCAGCUCCACAAGGAGGGAUGGCCGCCUUAAACAUGAGUCUUGGUAUGGUGACUCCUGUGAAUGACCUCAGAGGAUCGGACUCCAUUGCUUAUGACAAAGGGGAGAAACUGCUGCGGUGUAAACUGGCAGCGUUUUACAGGCUGGCAGAUCUCUUUGGGUGGUCCCAGCUCAUCUACAAUCACAUCACGACCAGAGUGAACUCGGAGCAGGAGCACUUCCUCAUUGUACCUUUUGGACUUCUUUACAGUGAAGUGACUGCAUCCAGCCUGGUUAAGAUAAAUCUACAAGGAGAUAUCGUGGAUCGUGGAAGUACUAACCUAGGAGUGAACCAAGCUGGCUUCACAUUGCAUUCUGCAAUCUAUGCUGCACGGCCAGAUGUUAAGUGUGUUGUGCACAUUCACACCCCAGCAGGAGCUGCGGUCUCUGCCAUGAAGUGCGGCCUCUUGCCCAUCUCCCCAGAAGCACUUUCCCUUGGAGAAGUGGCUUAUCAUGACUAUCAUGGCAUUCUGGUUGAUGAAGAGGAAAAGGUUUUGAUUCAGAAAAAUCUGGGGCCCAGAAGUAAGGUUCUCAUUCUCCGGAAUCACGGGCUCGUGUCAGUGGGAGAGAGCGUGGAGGAGGCUUUCUAUUACAUCCAUAACCUCGUGGUUGCGUGUGAAAUCCAGGUUCGGACGCUGGCCAGUGCAGGAGGGCCAGACAAUUUAGUACUGCUGGAUCCCGGGAAGUACAAGGCCAAAUCCCGUGCUCCAGGGUCUCCGGCGGGGGAAGGCACUGCAUCACCUCCCAAGUGGCAGAUUGGAGAGCAGGAAUUUGAAGCCCUCAUGCGGAUGCUUGAUAAUCUGGGCUACAGGACUGGCUAUCCCUAUCGAUACCCUGCUCUAAGAGAGAAAUCUAAAAAAUACAGCGAUGUGGAGGUUCCUGCUAGUGUCACUGGUUACUCUUUUGCUAGUGACGGUGAUUCGGGCACUAGCUCCCCUCUCAGACACAGUUUUCAGAAGCAGCAGCGAGAGAAGACAAGAUGGCUGAACUCUGGCCGGGGUGACGAAGCUUCUGAGGAAGGGCAGAAUGGAAGCAGUCCCAAGUCGAAGACUAAGUGGACUAAAGAGGAUGGACCUAGAACUUCCACCUCUGCUGUCCCUAACCUGUUUGUCCCAUUGAACACUAACCCAAAAGAGGUCCAGGAGAUGAGGAACAAGAUCCGAGAGCAGAACUUGCAGGACAUUAAGACUGCUGGCCCUCAGUCCCAGGUUUUGUGUGGUGUGGUGAUGGACAGAAGCCUCGUCCAGGGGGAGCUGGUGACGGCCUCCAAGGCCAUCAUUGAGAAGGAGUACCAGCCCCACGUCAUCGUGAGCACCACGGGCCCCAACCCCUUCAACACACUCACAGACCGCGAGCUGGAGGAGUACCGCAGGGAGGUGGAGCGGAAGCAGAAGGGCUCUGAAGACAAUCUGGAUGAGGCGAGAGAGCAGAAGGAAGAGAGCCUUCCAGACCAGUCGGCUGUGCCCCACACUCCCCCCAGCACCCCUGUCAAGCUUGAAGAAGACCUCCUGCAGGAGCCGGCUCCCGGAGACGACAGCGAUGCUGCCACCUUCAAGCCGAUGCUACCUGACCUGUCCCCCGACGAGCCUUCAGAAGCACUUGGCUUCUCGACUCUAGAGGAGGAGGAAGCCCAGGGUCCCCCAAGCCCUACCCCAGACCCCGCUGCUGACCCUGAGCCAGCCUCAGCCCCAGUAGCUGAGGAGACGGCCCCCCCAGCUGCCGAGGAGGGGUCUGCUGUGGAUCCCGGCAGCGACGGGUCUCCAGGCAAGUCCCCGUCUAAGAAGAAGAAGAAGUUCCGCACUCCUUCCUUCCUGAAGAAGAGCAAGAAGAGGGGCGACUCCUGAAGGCCCGGCCUGCACUGUUCUGUCUGAAGCAGCCCUGAAUCUGCCAGAGUCCCUGGUUAUGUCUGUGUUCUGUCCUCUUGUGUAAUGGAAUGCGAAAAGCCAAGCCCUCUACCUAGCUAGGCCCCUCCUGCCUGUGCCCAGCCCCAUGCAGACCGGUGCUGACCGCCCACGUGUGCACUCUGCCCCCCACCCCCCCCACCCGCCUCCACCUCGGGUUCUGGGGGAGAUGGGCCUCUAAAUCAUGGUCCUGGCUGGAACUGGAAGGCACCAGAGGCUUCUACCAGCUCUGGCACUGUCCCCCUGGGCCUUGACCACGUCAUCCUUCCUGUUGUGAAAUAACUCUCUGCUCGGCUUCCUCUUCACCCCAAGGUGUCUCAGGUGACUGAAUCCAACUUGUGGUUUUUGCUGGUGUCACCUGCUCAGUGACCCCCCUCUUUCCUGCACACAGCCUUGGUGCUGUGCAGCACUCCUGUGCCCACCCCGUGGCCCCAGGGCUGCCUUGAAGAGGUGGGUUUGGGCAGGAUGCUGGGCCUGCACAUGCCCAGUGCUAUGCUCCCUAUGGGCUGAUGGACAGCCCCCACCAUAACCAGAUUCACAGGGAAGGGGAUGCCCAGAGGGGAGAAGAGUCUUUUCUUUUGGCAGGUUUGCAAUUUAGCUUCCUUUUUCACUAAAUGUGAACAGAUCACUUUAGUUUUCUUUCUGGAGCCUCUGGCAGACUGCAGGGAGCACUGCCUGCCUGUGUGGGGGUUCAGAACUGAUGGCAGGCUGUUCCCACCCUAACUCGGCCUACAAGAUGCCCAGGUUCUGAUGAAAGUGAACUCAAGACAGAAGUCUUGACUCGGUGGCCUCUUGCACCCUUCUCUCCUCUGUCAAUACUGCUGUGAAUCUUCACUCAACUCAUCCCUGGAAAAGGGCUGGAGGCUGCUCAGGGGGUGGCUAGAUAAGUCCUCAAAGGUGCCAGGAGCUGUGGGGCGCCUGCCAGGGGGCCCAGAGGUGUCCCACCAGGGAGCGGCGGGUAGCACCGGUGCCACAUCUUCAGCAUGGUGGGCUGAACGCCCACAACCCCACCAACACCGUGCCUGAGCGGGACCCGAGGCUGGUGGCAGGGUGGCCCAGGGCCUGCUGCCAAGGUGGCAUAUAGUUUCCCACCUUCGUCCUGGACCCUGCCUUUUGUCCCUCCUCACCCCCUCCCCCUGCCCCAUAUACGCAGUGACCUUCAGUUUUCACUUUUGUAGUCUAAUUCUUUGUAUCACAACAUGAAACGUAGUUGCACUCACGAUGCAGACGCCUGUGUGUCCUUUCCUCAUUGUAACAUGUUUUACUCACAAAUAAACUCUUGAAGCAGUUUC
Molecule: messenger RNA, 3673 nt
Organism: Marmota flaviventris (yellow-bellied marmot)
Lineage: Eukaryota; Metazoa; Chordata; Mammalia; Rodentia; Sciuridae
Gene: Add1
Product: adducin 1
Biological process (GO): positive regulation of adherens junction organization; positive regulation of establishment of endothelial barrier; barbed-end actin filament capping
Cellular component (GO): plasma membrane; postsynaptic density; focal adhesion
Molecular function (GO): actin filament binding
Source: RefSeq, a predicted model, not a curated record